This is a messenger RNA of Vitis riparia (riverbank grape), 1085 nucleotides long. RefSeq names its product vacuolar protein sorting-associated protein 60.2-like. Bases 214 to 927 code for a protein of 237 amino acids. The record is from RefSeq and is a predicted model, not a curated record. Gene Ontology annotation, biological process: vesicle budding from membrane; late endosome to vacuole transport via multivesicular body sorting pathway. Gene Ontology annotation, cellular component: multivesicular body. The transcript is spliced from 7 exons. Lineage: Eukaryota; Viridiplantae; Streptophyta; Magnoliopsida; Vitales; Vitaceae.
AAGGGGUUUAAGUUAGGCUGGAAAGAAUUUUAAACACGAUUCUAUCUUGUCUGAGGAUUCAACUCUAGAUCAAAACCGCGUUUUUGGAACGGGACAAACGAAGAAGCUUAUUCGCGGACAAAGAAAUAUAGGAGGAAACAGCUUGGUUAGGCGCAAAGAGAUCGUGGAGGGAUCUGUGUAGAUCGAUCGAAAGUCGGAUCAAGGAAGAAGAAGAUGAAACGGGUGUUCGGAGUGAAGAAAGAGAAGGAACCCCCUCCUUCAGUUCAAGAUGCUUCCGAUAGGAUUAAUAAAAGAGGUGAAACUGUGGAUGAGAAGAUUACAAGGCUUGAUGCCGAGCUUAGCAAAUACAAAGAACAGAUAAAGAGAACACGACCUGGUCCUGCUCAAGAAGCUGUUAAAGCUAGGGCCAUGAGGGUUCUCAAGCAAAAAAGGAUGUAUGAAGGACAGCGUGACAUGCUUUACAACCAAACAUUCAACCUUGACCAAGUUUCAUUUGCGGCUGAAGGAAUUAAAGAUGCUCAGCAAACUAUGACAGCUUUGAAAGCUGCAAACAAGGAGUUGAAAGGAAUGAUGAAGACUGUGAAGAUUGAUGAUAUAGAUAGCAUGCAAGAUGAGAUGAUGGACCUGAUGGAUGUAAGCUCAGAAAUUCAAGAAUCCCUUGGCAGAAGUUACAAUGUGCCAGAUGACAUUGAUGAGGAUGACCUCAUGGGCGAGCUUGAUGCCUUGGAAGCAGACAUGGGAAUGGAGACUGAGUCCACAGGAGUGCCUGCCUAUCUUCAACCUGAUAAGGAACCUGAUUUGGAUGCAGAACUUAGCUUGCCUUCAGCACCAACUGGACAUGGUCCAGUUCCACCCAGCAGACAAAAUGCCCGGCCUGAGGAUGAAUUGGGUUUACCAUCAGUGCCCCGAGCAUCACUUCGUGAUUAGGGAGGCUGCCAAUGGGAUGUAACUGAAACACGCAGAAAUAUAUUUUUAUGUCUUGUACAAAGGAGCAUUUGAUUGAUAUUUGAGAAUUGCCUGCCAUACCCAUCGUGCGGGGGUAAUAGUUCUAGGCAAUGUCAGACACAAUGUGUUGUUUUGUGGCC